AUGGCUGCAAGUUCCCGUGAUCAUUCGGAGCCCAACCAGCUCAGUCAGGAACCUUUCCAACCUUUCCAACAUUUUCCUCACUCGCGUUCUUUGUCGCUACACACUCGCUUCGAUGGCCCCACUGGUGAUGAAACGCCUCUAACAACCAAACGCUCCUUAUUGCACCGCGCCCGGCGAUCCGUCCUAAGCUUCAGCUCACCCAGCCCCCAAGCUUUUGACCUUCCGGCUUCCAAUGCCCCAAAGAGGCCCAUUCAGGACGACUCUCAUCGCCCUGAUGUGAAAAGAACAAUGCCAUCAAGUCUGGCUUAUUCUGGAGCCUCUGCGACCAGAACAUUAAAUGAAAAUGCGCGUUCGCACAACGGCUCUCUGAGUGGCAGUCGAGUAGGAUUCGAGGACUUGUCCUCGAUGGACGAGGGCCGCCCGAAGAAUGAGGAUGUAUUCCUAAACAUCGCGAGAACUGAUUAUGGUCGUCGCGAUUCAAUCGGUCGCUCGGAUUUUAGACGGUCACGGCUUGGAUAUUCUAGUCAAAGUCUCCGGUCACCAACGACAGAUCAGACCCCCUCACCCGAUCAGCGAUACAGCAAUGCCGACAACCCCUUGCUUUCUCAAAAUGAUUCUCCGACUGCCCCCUACAGCUCCAUUCACACUCCGGCAUCAUCCGCCCAUCCUCUAGAUGAUCCAAGUCGCUUCCGCUACAGCAGCCUGGGAUCUGGAUCGCGAUCGGUUUUCGGUGUUCCUCGAAGUCGCUUCAGUCGGACGAGCCCAGAGACUUCGCCGCGCACACCCUCCGUUGCAGAAGAUCGCCGAUCUUCUUUGCACGAUUCACGCAACAAUCGCUCAUCGCUUUCUACAAUCCACAGCAGUCGGCAGCCAUCUGCCUCUGAAGCAAUCGGGCGACCGCGAGCCGACACCGCACGAUCGCGCGCGGGCGCGGAUGGAACUGAGUCGACAUUGUCUACCACGGCGCCAUCAACUGUCUGGGAUGAACUAGAUGACCUCAAAGAUCGGAUCAAAAAACUUGAACUGACAGGCAGGCUGCCUCCGUCCUCUUCUGCGGCAAUGUACUCCCCUACCAAUGAGAGACCUCGAACAGCAAACACCGCCAUUACCACCUUGUCCUCCUCACCGAAGAACUACCGCAAAGCUAGCCUGUCACCUGCGGACACCGAAAAAAGUCCGGUGCAUCCUAUUCUGCAGUCGGCACUGGCCAAAGCAAAAGGCGUUCUAAGUGGUGACGUGUACAGCUCCCUCGAAGCAACGAUCACCGAUGCUUUGAACCUUUCCACCGCGUUGGGCGUCAAUGCCGCCCCGUCGGGCAGCGUCUCCGUUGUGAAUGGGGGAUACAGCUCACCAGAGCGACAUGCUCGCCGCAAAGCGGACAGUGUGUGUCGCAGCCUGACUGAGCUUUGCCUGGCCUUGACUGAUGAGCAAUUGAGGAACCACCGGCCAUCGUCGAGCCGCGGGGCGGGCAUGCAGCCUCAAUUGGCGAAUGGUUCAGAUCUUGACUCUCGGAUGUCCAUGCCAACGUAUCAGCGGAAUGAGAUUCAGGAUUCCGAAGGAAUCGAGCGGCGCCAUAGUACUACUCGCAUCUCCAGUCGGCUGGAAGCACGUCGAGCAUCCCUCAUCAACGCCAGCCCUGGAAAUACGAUGGAUACGAAGCAGAGCCCAACCCAAUCUCCCGGAAUACCUACCCCGACCAGUCGCCUGAACCGCAUGUCGACUUCUCUCCGCACCCGUAGACAGACCAUUGGCGAAGACAGCGGAGAGACUGAAAGCCCGCAUAGUCGCUCAGUCUCCAGAGCCAACACCGAAAUUGGCACACCCAUUGCUUCUCAGAGCAUCCCCCCUCCCCGGCAACGGUUCUCCCAGGGCCAUACCGUGUCCCGCUCAGUCUCCGGCAUGCAGCAGGACCACGGAUUAUCCCCGCGCUCUCCGCAAUACCAACAAUCCCAAGUCCCGCAGCCGCAGGCGCAGCCGCUACCUCGGUCCCCGACUCUCUCAUCCAACCUCUCAUUCCGCCGCAGCUACCUGAGUCCUGCUUCAUACACACCCGCAACGUCCCGCGCAAACAUUCAAGCUGGAUCUCGCCGUUACGGCCUAACGUCCAGCUUCUCUACCAACAACGUCCAAAGCUCCGCAGUCGAAGACAGUCCCCGAACGCCCCUCCAAAUGGAGCAUUCCCAGACCCGAAUCUCGACGCCAUCAAGCAAAAUGGCCACCAGUUACACACCCCUCCAAUCCCCACGACUGCGCACGAACAGCCUAGGCGCACGAAGAUUCGGUCUUCGAAACCGCGCCCCGGCAACCCCAAACAACAAUGUAAACCUCGAUGACAGCAUCGACUAA
Molecule: messenger RNA, 2346 nt
Organism: Penicillium bovifimosum
Lineage: Eukaryota; Fungi; Ascomycota; Eurotiomycetes; Eurotiales; Aspergillaceae
Product: putative LPXTG-motif cell wall anchor domain protein
Exons: 2
Coding region: 1-2346 (781 amino acids)
Source: RefSeq, a predicted model, not a curated record